This is a messenger RNA of Dentiscutata heterogama, 634 nucleotides long. NCBI's taxonomy places the organism in Eukaryota, Fungi, Glomeromycota, Glomeromycetes, Diversisporales, Gigasporaceae. The record is from the annotation of a GenBank genome assembly.
AUUGAAAUGACUAUUAGUAAUGUUCCACCUGGUGUCUAUGAUAUAAUAUGGCGAAUGAGGAUUGACAGGUUCCUUUGUAGACCAAUAUUGACUUUUGCUACAGAUAUUUGGUUGCGUCAUGAUAUAUAUCUAAAUUCUUAUGAAAGGGAAUCAAAGUUCAAAUUUUCACCUGACCCAGAUAAGCUCCAGGAAGUAUUUGACAAAGGAUGGUUUCAUAUUCGAUUACCUUACAAGAUUAUAAUUGCUAAGAAAGAUCAAUUCGAUGACAGAAGAUAUCAAGUACAUACCGGUAUUUCUUGUUACGCUGAAGAUUUACCAAAAUCUAAAUCUUCCAAAGGUCCUUUUUCAGUGGAUUAUGUAUGUUUACGUCCCCACAUUCCAUAUGACCAUGUAGAAAAUCCACCAAUUAUUGAACAUUUAGAAAAUGACUAUGAAAGUCUAUAUAGCGAUAACGAAUAUUAUGAUUAUGAUGCACGAAAUAAUAAUGAUGAAAAUUUUAUCAUUUCUUCAAAGAGGAGAAAAAAAUUGAUCAAAUUUUUAUCUUGCAGUGUUGGUAAUAUGAAUUCCAAUAAGGACAGUCGUCUUUAUGGAAGUGUUAAUGCAUACACCACCAUAGAGAGUGAAAAUCGCCAUC